AUGAAUGCCGAAAGCUCUAGCGACUUUCUUCUUUUUAACGAUAACGUUUCCAUCGUGACCAUGGAAGACAAUAUUCCAAUCUCACCAUCUCAAAGCUCUCGAUCACGUCAAAAUCGACAAAAAAUCGGUCAUGAUUGUCCAUUAUCCAAAAAUUCCACCACGUUUCAGCCUGUAAAUUGGGCAUCGGAUGAAGGUGUUCGAUUCGAUGGAAACCGAUUGCAUCGUACUGUUAGUGAUAAUGUCAUCAGUCGUUGCAAAAAUAACUUUGAAUUUGUAUCGACGGAUUCUCGAAAUCGUCGAGGUUUUCGAAAUUCAAAAGAGUCGAUCCCAAAUUUUGAGAACGAGAUGAAUGAGAUAUCUUCAACUUCAAGUAAAGUGACGACACCAAUGCCGACUUUGCUGCAUGGAAAAAAUAUUCUUCAGAUUAUGGCAAUUGGAUCAAUUGAUUCAAUUGCGAGGGAUUCGAAUUCAGUCGAUUGGUCGGAUAGUCUCGGGGUGGUAAAUGAAGUCGAAGAUAUGUCAUUGCUGGAUCCACAUUUUGACCUCACAUCUGCAAGGAUGAUGAAGUUAUUCUCACUGUUUAACCCCGGAGACAAUGGGAUGGUGUCGUACGAAGGAUUUCGGUGUGGUUUGGAGGCGAUGGGUAUUGCAUGUGAUGAUGACGAGCAAUUUGAAGCGUUUAUUGACAAGGUGGAUGAUGAUAAAAGUGGAGGCGUUACGUACGAGGAGUUUUUGUUUGCUAUCCAGGAGAUUAAGCUUGCACAGCUAUUCAAUGAAGAUUUUUUGCGGAACAUGCCGCCAGAGUACACAUACGUGAAACGCGAGAGAGUGAAUGAGGCAGUCCUUGGAUCGAUAGAAUAUUCUCCCGACCGCAUUCGCAGCGUGUAUCCGAUCGACCACGUUCAGAGAUUCAUCUACUCGACCAAGCCAAGUUGGGCGUCAGUGAGAUGGAUCAAUAUUGAAGGGAUUGCACCUCUUAUGAUACGACGCUUGUCGGUACGCUAUCGACUCCAUCCACUGGCUGUUGAAGAUACGCUUGAUGCCGAUGUUGAGCGUCCAAAAUACGACGAGUAUGACGAACACUCGUUCUUGAUUCUCCAGACUAUCCACGCGCGUGACUUGUUCAUGGUAAAAAACUACCAGAGCAUGUAUCGUGCCUCACUAUAUGUCCACGACGACGACGAGUCGCCAUUUGAGCGGAUGACGAAAAGGGAACUGGAGGAACGAUUGGAUCAUCUCAAUCUCGGUUGUGUGAUGACGGCACCCCAGCAGCUCAGUUUGUACAUUAUGGAAGAUGUCUUGAUCAGUGUCCAGGAGAGUUCAAAUACACUCUGGCCGAUGCUGAAGCAGAGGCUGGAUAGGUCAUACUCGAAGGUGCGUCAGCACGGUACUGCUUUCCUUGUCUAUACGAUUGUGGAUGUUUGUGUGGACGAGUUGGCGCCCAUUACGCAUACGUUCGGGUCAAAACUGAUCAUGCUCGAGCAGCUGCUACGGAUUGACCCACGCCACUUUGACUUAAGCCGACUCGUUCGUUGUGCUACGCAGAUCAAAGGACUCCAAGUCCUGUGUAGACCGAUGAGUGAGGUCAUUGUACAGCUUUCGGAAUCCGACGAGUUUGAAGGCGAAACAUUGCGGUAUUUCCGUGAUGUGAUGGAUCACAUAACUACUAUCGAGGAGGACUGCGAACGGCAUUUAGACCGUUGUCGUAGCCUCAUCGAAGAUUUUCACAACGCACGAGCUGCGCGACAGAAUGACGUAAGCUACAUUUUGGCUUUGGUGGCAGCUAUCUUCUUACCAGCACAGUUUUUGACUGGACUCUACGGCAUGAAUUUUACCAAUAUGCCCGAGCUUCGAUACCACAAUGGCUACUAUGUGUGGUGGGCUGUCAUACUCUUGAUCGCCCUUGUAACGCUUUUGUUUUUCAAGUUUUACAAAAAGUGGCUGUAA
Molecule: messenger RNA, 1947 nt
Organism: Peronospora farinosa
Lineage: Eukaryota; Oomycota; Peronosporomycetes; Peronosporales; Peronosporaceae
Source: the annotation of a GenBank genome assembly